AUGGACACAGUGAACGAGAAAGUUGAUCAUGGGACCUUUUCUCCGUCGAACGAGUCUAUAGCUUCUUCUCCAGAACGAAGUUAUGUCCAACAAAAGCGAACUAAAUUAAGUGCCUUUUUCAAAGGGUAUUCUUUCCCCAUUAGUAUUUUCUCUAUUGUAUUUCUUUUUCUCGUCUUCCGUUCAUUUGUCGAUCACCAGCCUGUGAAUAGUUGUGAGACUAGUACCGUGUGGCCUUCUUAUGCUCGAAUACACGACUUCGAUGAACGGUACACAAGGUUUUCAGAGAAAUAUUCACUGUAUCUCUACCGAGAAAAAAGCGUAAUCGAAAAUGCAGAGCCCUCGGGCAUUCCAAUAAUUUUCAUUCCUGGAAAUGCCGGCAGUUACAAACAGGUCCGCGCCUUUGCAGCGGAUGUAGCACACCAGUUUGCAGACUUACUUUCAGCUUCUUACGACGAGGCAAUUGCUUCUGGAAAGCGGAACCUAGACUUCUUCACUCUAGAUUUUAACGAGGAUUUCUCGGCAUUCCACGGGCAAACUUUGAUUGAUCAAGCCGAAUACGUUAAUGAUGCGAUUGCUUACAUCCUUUCUCUUUAUCCUGAUACGCGAACGCGGUCCUCCUUUCCUGAUGACGAUUUGCCAUAUCCAACUUCAGUAAUUCUCCUGGGCCACUCAAUGGGAGGAAUGGUUGCGCAGUCCGUAUUCUCCCUAUACAACUAUGUAAAGGGGUCGGUGAACACAAUCAUCACACUCUCAGCUCCACACACAAUGGCACCUUUUCCCAUUGACCGUCACUUGGUUGAAUUCUAUGAUUCGGUAAAAGAGUACUGGACCAAUUCUUUUCUACAACCACCAGAGAACAACGCUCUAGCUGAUGUGUUUGUUCUUUCAAUUGGAGGCGGAGGCCUCGAUACUACAGUUGUUCCAGAAUACUCUGCUAUCUCAAGCUUUGUACCUCCUACAAAUGGUCUCGUAAUUUUUACAUCCGGUAUACCAUUUGUUUGGGCAGAAGUGGAUCAUGAAGCCAUGGCUUGGUGUGAACGCUUUCGUCAGGUUGUUAGCCGCGGAUUAUUGGCAGUUACUGACGCUCGCUUUCCUGGUGGUACGAAGCCUUUGGAUGAACGGCGUGCCCUUUUCUGGCGUACCUAUGUGUAUGGUGCUUCCAUUGGAAACGAUUUGUUUCUGAACAAGAAGGACCCACUCAAAGAAAUGCUACUCUAUUCCGAAGACACCGAAUAUCUGGGUGAAGUUGCACAUGUCACAUUCGACCAUUUUGGCGAUAGUAACAAAAAGAAAACUGUUGUGCCAUUACCACAUGGAAAGUUUCAAUCUUUUCAACUACUCACUGACCAAUCAUUGGACAUAGGUUCGCAUGUUCGCGUACAGUUCUGUAAGUUGGAUCCCUCUUCGAGCUUCCCUGGAAGCGACGAUACAGAAUUUGGUAUUAAUGCCCUUUGCCAUGAAAAGAAUGAAUUUUUACGACUGUAUCCAGCUUCCACGUUUGAAACUAAGCACCCACAUGACGGAGGUGUGUUUUAUUACUUGUCAGCGGAGUCAAAGGAUCUAGUUGAUUAUGAUUUUAUCUUGAUUGAUGAUCGUAAUUUUGAAAGAAGAGAAGGAUUUUUGGAAGGUUUCCUUUCACCAUUAUCCCUCAAGCCAACGCUCAUAGACAGUUCAGUCUUAAAGCUUUUAACAGUUGGAGAGCGACUAGAGUUCUCACCGAACAACACCUUACUCUCGGCAUUUCACUUUACCGGCCUUCAAAGCUCAUUGUUCAGUUAUAAGCUGACGCUUGAGUAUGAAAUAGACGAUGGUGUGCCGGCUCUCUUUGCACCAUUUAUGAAACAGAAACUACAAAAUCCGGUUGAAUCUCGCUAUUUUCCAAACAUAAAAUCUGCAGACAUUAUUAUGCAUGGUGUUUCGCCUUUUAUUGACAACGUGGAUACAAUAUUUAAUAAGUCACUCGUUUUGGAGUUUUACAUGAAUCCUUUAAAGUAUCAACAUGUCUUCUUGAGGAUACAACCAGAUUACUAUGGAAGUAUGGGGCGCUUGCUUAUGCGCUACAGAACCCUACUGGCUUCCUUUCCCUUCGUUAUUCUCGCUUACGUUUUAAGAAACCAAAUUACUCGCUUUAAUAAAGGAGGUUCUUUCAGUGAUGUUUUGGAAGCACUUGAGCUAUUUGCUCGUCGAGGCCUAAUAAAGCUGCUAGCAGUAGUUUCCUUGUUGACUGUUUUCUUGUCAAUGAGUUAUCGGGCUACGACUGCUUCUGCAGAACAUGCCGACAAUGCUGUCGCAGCUUGGAGGGCUUCCGCCAUUAAUUCCCGAUCCGCGUUUUGGAAACAAAACUAUCUGGUGUUUGGUUUACAGGAACCAAUGGUCUGGAUGUUGGCCCCUGUUUUGACCAUUGUGUUUAUUGGCUUUUCCGUUUCGCUAAAUUUCUUGCUGACUGUGAUUUUGAAAUGUGUCUCCUUCUUAAUCCGUAUUUUUGUAAAGCUUAGGCGGUCUUUUAAAAACAUUUUCUUUAGUCCGGCGAAAGAAAAUAUACAACAACUAACCCAAGAAACAGAUUUGGGAGACAAUGUCUUCAAAUGCAACAAGCGAACCAUUCAAUUUCGCAUCAUUGCGAAUAUAAUCCUCCUUACGGUCUCGCUUACCGUCGUUCCUUUUCAAUUUGCUUACUUAUUUACCUGUUUAACUCAAAUUUGCACUACUGCCAAGGCGCUGUACGCUGCAGAGUGUUGUGAAUAUGGACCCAGUGUUCGGAGGCGAUGGAGCUUUUUCAACUUCUCGUUAAGUUUGCUUGUAAUAAUGCUCCACUUAGUGCCUUUUGAUAUGCCGAUCAUUCUUGUCUGGAUUCGGAAUGUUUCUAUGCACUGGUAUAUUCCCUUUCCUACCCAUCAUAAUUUCUUCUCUAUUAUCCCGUUUAUCCUUGUCACUGAGAUUCAACGAACGGGUCGGAUGCUUCCACGAAUGUCGGAUUUAGAGUUGUGUCUCAACAAUUUCCUUCUCUACUUCUUGUCGUUUUACUCCUUAAUCUACGGAGCAGAGAAACCCUACCUUAUUCACAAUGUCGUUGGUCUUUACUUUAUGUGGAUAACCUAUCUCUAUGCAAAAGACUUCCGCCGCCGCGACAAGUUGACAAAAAGUUACAAUCCCUCUUUUUCAUGUUUCAUUAAUACACCGAGGUCCGCCCAUAAUGUAAACUCAUGUUGA
Messenger RNA from Schizosaccharomyces japonicus yFS275, 3210 nucleotides. RefSeq names its product GPI inositol deacylase. The record is from RefSeq and is a predicted model, not a curated record. The transcript has 4 exons. The coding region runs from base 1 to 3210 and encodes 1069 amino acids. NCBI's taxonomy places the organism in Eukaryota, Fungi, Ascomycota, Schizosaccharomycetes, Schizosaccharomycetales, Schizosaccharomycetaceae. Gene Ontology annotation, molecular function: hydrolase activity, acting on ester bonds. Gene Ontology annotation, cellular component: endoplasmic reticulum membrane.